Messenger RNA from Annulohypoxylon maeteangense, 1077 nucleotides. RefSeq names its product Homocysteine S-methyltransferase. Bases 1 to 1077 code for a protein of 358 amino acids. Gene Ontology annotation, molecular function: S-adenosylmethionine-homocysteine S-methyltransferase activity. Lineage: Eukaryota; Fungi; Ascomycota; Sordariomycetes; Xylariales; Hypoxylaceae. The transcript is spliced from 2 exons. The record is from RefSeq and is a predicted model, not a curated record. Gene Ontology annotation, biological process: S-methylmethionine cycle.
AUGGGUAAGGAGCACCUUGCCCCUGUCUUAUUCCUAGAUGGAGGGCUAGGCACAUCUCUCGAGGACAAAUACGGCGUCAAAUUUGACGAGAAUACCCCUCUAUGGUCCUCGCAUCCCCUUAUCGAUGACCCGGAGACCCUGCGUGCGUGCCAGAGGGAUUUUGGUAGCGUUCCCGUCGAUAUCUUGCUUACGGCAACCUAUCAGGUUUCAGCCGAGUCCUUUUCACGAACCAAGACUUCAAACCAUCCACAGGGCAUCGGCCGCAGUGAUAUCUCACCUUUCCUCGAUCUAGCUAUUUCGAUUGCUGAGGAAGUUAAAGCUCCCGAUGCUCAUGUUGCUUUAAGUGUCGGGCCAUAUGGUGCCUGUAUGGUUCCUAGCCAAGAGUAUAGCGGAAAAUAUGAUACAGAACACGAUUCGUUUGAACGACUAUUCAAUUGGCAUCGGGACCGCUUCGACUUGUUUGAACAGGUUGAUCAUCUAGGAUCCCGUAUCUCAUUCAUUGCUUUUGAGACCGUCCCAAGACUAGACGAAAUAAAAGCUAUCCGAAGACUUUUCACCCGUGCUCCGUCUUCUAUAUCGAAUGCAUUAUCCCUUCUCCACGGGGAAGUACCAUUUUGGAUAUCAUGCGUCUUUCCCGGUGACGCCUAUACUCUUCCUGAUGGCAGUGAUAUUGAUCAAGUGGUCGAUGCUCUCUUAAGCACAGAAUAUUCGGACGUUAUUCCUUGGGGAAUUGGCAUCAACUGCACUAAGAUAGGAAAGCUUCCUGGCCUAGUUGAGAUGUAUGGUCGCUCCAUUGCUAAGUUGACAAGUUCCGGUCGACUUGGAACCCAUCCUAUCUCCUUAGUUCUCUAUCCCGAUGGCACCAACGGGGAGAUAUACGAUACGGUAACGAAGACAUGGCAAGCACCGGCCAGUCACCAAACUCCCACGACCCAGUCGCCAUGGGAACACCAGCUUUCUGAGGUGGUUAGCCUUGCUCAAAAGCAGCAUUGCUGGAGGUCUAUCGUGGUUGGUGGAUGUUGCAAGGCAACUCACAGCGACAUCACGAGACUUCGUGCCGUCGUUCAGGAAACUUGA